Molecule: messenger RNA, 272 nt
Organism: Racocetra persica
Lineage: Eukaryota; Fungi; Glomeromycota; Glomeromycetes; Diversisporales; Gigasporaceae
Source: the annotation of a GenBank genome assembly
CAUCUGCUAGUAAUUUGUAUUUAUCAAAUUCAUCUUCAGUAUGGCUUUAUUUUGAACCUCCUAUUGAUAAAGAUGGUAAAAAAAAAUUCAAAUACAGCCUAUGCACAACAAAAACCAAGUACCUUACUGUAAAUAAUAGUGGUACAUCCAAUCUGUGCAAUCAUUUUAUUAAUGUUCAUAAUAAGAAUAUCCCAGCUCUUAGUUCUGAAGAUUCAAUCAUUGUAAUUUCUCAGUCUGGUGAGCAUUCUCUUAGAGAAGCAUUAGUUGAAUAG